Messenger RNA from Myxocyprinus asiaticus (Chinese sucker), 1372 nucleotides. RefSeq names its product m-AAA protease-interacting protein 1, mitochondrial-like. Bases 41 to 775 code for a protein of 244 amino acids. Gene Ontology annotation, biological process: protein insertion into mitochondrial inner membrane from matrix; inner mitochondrial membrane organization. Gene Ontology annotation, cellular component: mitochondrial inner membrane. Gene Ontology annotation, molecular function: ribosome binding. NCBI's taxonomy places the organism in Eukaryota, Metazoa, Chordata, Actinopteri, Cypriniformes, Catostomidae. The transcript is spliced from 5 exons. The record is from RefSeq and is a predicted model, not a curated record.
UUUUCCUUACAGAUGAACAGCUGAGGAUGACGGGGCGAAGAUGGCGCUGCCCUUACUGAGGUCCUGCAGCUGUAACAGGCCCUUCACUGUUCUGAUCCGGUUCUUCACAUCAAAGCCACUUUUAGUGAAUCAGUCCAUACGACUCGCUCCCGUAGCGUCUGGUGUGUGCAGUGUGCGGCGGUACAGCUCUGAGCGGGGCAGACACAAACAGAAUCAAAAGGUUUUGGUUGUUGGAAUCCCGAACCCCUUCAUCUGGUUCCGAACCCGCAUAUAUUUCUUUCUCAUCCGAACCUAUUUCGACAAAGAGUUUAACAUCGAGGAUUUUACGGAAGGAGCCAAACAGGCUUUCUCACAUGUGUCAAGAUUGCUGUCUCAGUGUCAGUUUGAGGCUCUGGAUGGAUUAGUCGCUAAAGAUCUAGUAGGUAAGCUCGAGGACAAAUGCGCUCAUUUGCCUUUGAGCCACCAGAGGGCGCUGUCGGCCGAGUCUGAUGAGAUCAUGUACACAACAACAGGAGACGUUAGCAUUUACUAUGAUGAUAGCGGGAGGAAAUUUGUAAGUAUUUUGAUGCGCUUCUGGUACUUGACAAGUGCCAGACUUCCUGACGACACUAUGGAGGGAACACAAAUCUUCCAGGUUGCCAUAGGUGGAGAUGGAGAGAGACCAGAGACCAAGAGACUGCUCACAGCCAAUUAUGAAUUCCAGAGGGAAUUUACACAAGGUGUGACUCCAGAUUGGAUCAUCACAAGAAUAGAGCACUCAAAGCUUCUCGAUUAAGUGUGUUUAACUUGGAGAGGACAGAUCUUUGUAGGUUUGCUCAUGCAAGAUGUUGCUCAAUAUGUCCUGAAAAUGUAGACAUAAUUUACUAACCCUCUCUGGAAGGACAUCGGAAAAUAAUGUUGCAAUAUUGUCAACGGCAGAAUACUCCCCAUGGACAACAGAAAGUUAUAAUGUUUAUUUCAUGUGUUCAUCAGUGCAUAAGAUGUUUCAUCUCCACUGAUGUCAAAUUAUGUUUGAGUUAAGUUAUUUUUGCAUCCAUUUGCUCAUAGUUUUCUCUUUGAUAAGUAUAUAAAAUAUAUAUAUAUAUAUAUAUAUAUAUAUAUAGUACUGGUCAGUCAAGCAACUGUUUAAUCCAAAUGUUCAUGGAAUGAUAUGUUAGAUAUUUCAAAGUACAUAAAAAAAGAGAAGUAUGUUAUUUUAACAUGGCAUAUAAAUACAUCAUAAUCCACAAUAAAUAAUGUACAUACAGCAUUUUAAUAAUUUUGUAAAAGUUAAAAUAAAUGGUUAGGGACUUAAUUUAACUGUAUGCCCUUGAGUUUUUUUUUUUUUUUUUUUUUUUUGAUGUUUUGCAUAAAAAUGCCUAAAACCUCAUAA